CUAGCAGUGUGAGGCUAAGAGUAAUGUUAGCAGCUCUUAGCUAGUCUGUUGUCAUUUUAGAACGGAGCUGUCGAAGCUGUUCUGAUCAGAUUAAACGUUCGAAAAAGCGAGUUUUAUUUUUUUGCAGGGUCAACGCUGACCCGUUCAUUUGCAGGUUAAAUUACCUGCAAGGUUAGCCUCACCAACCAUUGCUGCCAUUUGAAGCAUUCCAGUCAUAUGCCCUUCAGUCACCGAGUUUAUUAGGAGUCACUGGUUAAAGGUGAAACUGGUUUAUCAUCUACCCAAACUGGUCUCUAGAAUCAGAUAUACUCUGGCACAAGAGCGACACAUAUGCAUUCUGGUCACUGUGGCAAUUGAUUUCAGGGUGUUGCUUAGAAAUUACAGAAUCAUGUUAAACCUAUUCAUAUUUUGCCACGCUACAGCUACAAACGUUCAUGUUUGUAUUUUUAACAAAUCUGCAAAGUGUGGCAUUUGUAUUCAGUCCUCUUUACUUUGAUGCCACCAAAUAAAAUCUAGUUCCAUCAAUUCACUUCAGAAGUCAGCUAAUUAACGAAUGGAGUUCAUUAAGCUAAGGGGGUCAGGGAUAGGAGUAUGGCAAAACUACAAAUCCACCUAAACUAAAGGGCUGGGCAUGGACAGCGUUAAUCAGAGAAGAAGCCAAGAGACCCAUGGUAACUCAGGAGGAGCUGCAGAGAUUCACUGAUCGGCUGUGCCAUGGCAAACAUUCAGAUUAGAAAGUACCGGGAUGAAGACGCUGAGAUCGUCAAGGAGAUCUUCACCUUGGGGAUGAGUGAACAUGUGCCUUCAUCCUUUACUCACAUUCUGAAACAGCCGCUGACACAGAUGCUGCUCAUGUGCACCUUCUGCGCUCUCAUUACCAGCUCCAAGUCCUUCCUGCUGCCCGUCUUGGCUGUCACCCUCCUCCUGGCCGGCUUCCGGCAGAUGGUCAUCUACAUGUUCAACAAAUACAUAGAGACCUCCCUCAGUAAGGACCUCAACAACAUCAGUGAGACCUACCUGCAGCAGAAGGAUUCGUGUUUCUGGGUGGCGGAAAGUGAAGGUCGGGUGGUUGGGACAGUGGGGUGUCUUCCCGCUGAGAGUGCACCUGAGUUUAUGGAGCUGAAGCGCAUGUCUGUGCGCCGCAGUCACCGGGGGAUGGGCAUCGCCAAGGCUCUGUGUCGGAUAGUAGCAGAUUUCACUCGAGAGAGAGGUUUUCCUGCCGUCAUCCUGUACACCUCUGUGGUGCAGACUGAUGCUCAGAAACUGUAUGAACACAUGGGUUACACAAAGACAAGAGAGUUUGUUGUUCCUGAGUUAGCAGCUAAAAUCCUGAACUUUACGCUGUUUGAGUACAGACUGGAUUUACAGCAGAAUAAAGAAAGAGACUGAACCUAAACUGGACCUAAAUGUAUAACAUUUUAGGCUGACGGCACCAUUCAGUUAUUCUCAUGCUUUCCAACAUAGCUGUGCUGCCAUGGGACAGAGAUCAGUAAAUCAAUAUUGAUCUUUAUUGGAACAUUUUGUUAUAACACUAUUGUAGUAAAUAAAACAUAUAAGAGGUGGUUAAAGGUUGUAUGUUGACUGACUUUAAUGAAAAGUAUUUUUUUAUUUAUUCCCCUAAAUACUUAAUUUUUCUAAACCAUUUCAGCCAAAGUAGGCUCUGCUCUCAUUAAUCAUUCAUUAAACCUUGGUGUACCCAUGUGUUAAACAUCUUAUGUACUUUAUUCCUCGUGUAAAUUAAAGAGGUUGGUUUUGUUCCCAUGAUCCGGUAUAUUUCACUAAUCAGCAGAUGUCCUACCCCAGGACUGCCUGCAGUCAUGUUACUGUAACUCACAACAGUUUUAGAAAUAAGGAACAGCGUGUUGGUUAUCUGUGCAUGCUGCCAUUAAUGGGGUAUCAAAUGAAUGAAUGCUUGGGUGAUUAUUAAAGGUAAUUUUAAAUCAAA
This is a messenger RNA of Girardinichthys multiradiatus, 1945 nucleotides long. RefSeq names its product N-acetyltransferase 8 (gene nat8). Lineage: Eukaryota; Metazoa; Chordata; Actinopteri; Cyprinodontiformes; Goodeidae. The record is from RefSeq and is a predicted model, not a curated record. Gene Ontology annotation, molecular function: N-acetyltransferase activity. The coding region runs from base 715 to 1389 and encodes 224 amino acids. The transcript is spliced from 2 exons.